AAGUGCCCACGAGCUCGUACAAACUCUUCGCGGGAGAGAGAGAGAGAGACCGGUAGGGAGGCGCAGAUGAAUCUGAAUAUGUUGGAGAUGUGAGGAUUCUUCCACAUCAUUGUUAACUGUCAAAUGCCAGUGGACUGAACAAAGAAAACCGUCAUGAGCUCCCUCCAACUACCAGUUCCACAGCAGAUUCAGUGGAGAUUUUGGUUUCAUCUGGUUUUAGAGCUUUGUAUUUAGGGAGUAUCUUUAUUGAUUGAUGACUUGUUGAAGGGUGGAGGUGGAGAAAGUAUUAAAACUUGAUUCCAUUCUGAAAAGUGACUCCAGAAAAAAUGACUAUAUAUUUUCAAAAGUAAUUAAGGCUGUCGAUUAAUUGCAGUUAACUCACACAAUUAACUCAAAAAAAUUAAUCACGAUUAAUCACAGUUUUAAUCGCACUGUUAAUAGAAUACCAAUUGAAAUUUAUUAAAUAUUUUGGAUGCUUUUCUACAUUUUCAUAUAUAUUUUAUUCUGUGUUUUUUUUGCUUACAAAUAUUUGUACUAUAAAAAUUAUAAACAAAAGAAAUCGUAUUUUUCAAUUCACCUCAUACAAGUACAGUAGUGCAAUCUCUUUGUCAUAAAAGCGCAACUUACAAAUGUAGAUUUUUUUUUUGUUACAUGACUGCAUUCAAAAACAAAACAAUGUAAAACUUCAGAGCCUCCAAGUCCACUCAGUCUUACUUCUUGUUCAGCCAAUCACUGAGACAAACAAGUUCAUUUACAUUUGCAGGAGGUAAUGCUGCCCUCUUCUUAUUUACAGUGUAACCAGUAAGUGAGACCAGGCAUUUGAAUGGUACUUUUGUAGCCGGUAUUGCCAGGUAUUUACGUGCCAGAUAUGCUAAACAUUUGUAUACCCCUUCAUGCUUUGGCCACCAUUCCAGAGGACAUGCUUCCAUGCUGAUGAUGCUCAUUAAAAAAAUAAGCGUUAAUUAAAUUUUGGACUGAAUCAAUUGUAUGUCCCCUGUUCUGAUUCAUCCGCAUUCUACCAUAUAUUUCCUGUUAUAGCACUCUUGGAUGAUGAAGCAGCACGUGGUUCAUUUAAAGAACACUUUCAUUGCAGAUUUGACAAAACACAAGUUACCAGUGUGAGAUUUCUAGAGAUAGAUACAGCACUCAACGCAAGGUUUAAGACUCUUCAAAAAUCUGAGAGGAACAAGGUGUGGAGCUUGCUUUCAGAAGUCUUAAAAGAGCAACACUCCGAUGCGGAAACUACAGAACCCAAACCACCAAAAAAGAAAAUCAACCUUCUGCGGGUGGCAUCUGACUCAGAUAAUGAAAAUGAACAUGCGUCGGUCCGCACUGCUUUGUAUUGUUAUCGAGCAGAACCCGUCAUCAGCAUGGAUGCAUGUCUUCUAGAAUGGUGGUUGAAGCAUGAAGGGAUAUGUGAAUAUUUAGCUCAUCUGGCCCAUAAGUAUCUUGUGAUGCCGGCUACAACAGUGCCAUGAGAACACCUGUUCUCACUUUCAGGUGACAUUGUAAACGCGAAGCGGGUAACAUUACCUUCUGCAAAUGUAAACAAACUUCUUUGUCUUGUAUUAGGUGAAUUGAAAAAUACUAUUUCUUUUGUUUUUUUACAGUGCAAAUACUUGUAAUCAAAAAUAAAUAUUAAGUGAGUACUGUAUACUUUGUAUUCUGUGUUGUAAUUGAAAUCAGUAUAUUUGAAAAUGUAGAAAACAUCCAAAAAUAUUUAAAUAAAUUGUAUUCUAUUAUUGUUUAACAAUGUGAUUAAUCACGAUUAAUUUUUUUAAUUGCUUGACAGCCCUAGAAGUAAUAUUAAAAAAACAAAAAAUGAGCAAUAUGUUUAAAUUGGUACUGCAGUCAUUACUGGCAACACCAGAAGAAAGUAAGUCUGAGUUGCUUGUGUAUACCAGUGAUUUUCACAUCAAGUUUGCCCAAUUUAUAAGUUUAAAAAAUUAAUACUGGGACCUUCAAACUACCAACCCUUCAAAGGUAGCCUGGGAACUGAAAUUAUAGCGGUUUAUCAUCAUUGACAAUAAUAAAGAUUCUGCAGGCCAAGUGCCCUCAUUUACAUCUGGUCUUUACAUUCUACUUUCAGUUCUAGUUAUGCAACCCUAUUGCCUUUAAAAGUGUUACAUAUGUAUAAAUUAGAUUAGAAUUUGAAGACCAUGGGGUUGCAAAGGUGGCCCUACAGUUGGGAAUGAACAAUUCUCUCAAUGAUGUACAAGCCAGAAAAUAAUUCAUGUCUGGAAGUUGUCAUCUUAGAUAAUAAUUUCAAGAGUAGAACUGCAUUCUAACUUUUAAAGUAUUGAUUCUAAAGACAACCUCAUCUGUUUUGUUGUUGUAUCUGCUGAUAAACUAAUGUAUUUUGAUAUACUGCUGUGGCAGCAAGUUCUCUAAAAUACAUAUAUAUUUAUUUUGAGAUAUAGCUCCAUGUUCUACAGAAGAAGUUAUCUCUGUGCUAACUUGAUUUUUACAAUUGAAGAUGAAGCAAGACUCUUCUCGAAAUGCUACCUACACUGUGGAUUGUGAGGAUUAUGUGCAUGUGGUGGAAUUCAAUCCAUUUCAUAGUGGAGAUGUAGGUUCCCUAAUUGCAUAUGGUGGCAAUAAUUAUGUAGUUAUUGGGACUUGCAGAUUUCAGGAGGAGGAUACAGAAGUGGAAGGAAUACAGUAUGAGACACUAAGAACGUUUCAUCAUGGGAUCAGAGUCGAUGCCAUAGCAUGGAGUCCAGAAACCAGACUGGAUGCUUUACCUCCGCAGAUAAGAUUUUGUACUGCAGCUGCUGAUAGGAAGUUAAGGCUAUUCACUUCAGAUCUCCAGGAUAAGAAUGAAUAUAAGAUCUUUGAUGGCCACUCAGAUUACAUUAAUGAUCUGGUAUUUGCCCCUAAAGAAGGUCAGGAUAUUGCAAGUGUGAGUGAUGAUCACACCUGCAGGGUUUGGGACUUGGAAGGAAAUCAAAAGGCUUAUUUUGUUCUACGUUCCCCUGGAAUGAGUGUGUGCUGGCAUCCUGAGGAGGCUUUUAAGUUGAUGGUAGCAGAGAAGAAUGGAACAAUACGAUUCUACGAUCUCAUUACUCAACAGGCCAUUCUGUCUCUCCAGUGUGAACAAAUGCCAUUGAUGUCUGCACAUUGGUGUUUAAGAAACACCCUUAAAAUUGGAGCAGUUGCUGGAAACGAUUGGUUAAUCUGGGAUAUUACUCGCUCCAGUUAUCCACAGGAUAAGAGACCUGUCCAUGUGGAUCGAGCCAGAUUAUUCAGGUGGUCCAGAGUGAAUGAAAAUUUGUUUGCAACCACUGGCUAUCCAGGAAAGAUGACUUGCCAGCUUCUAGUUCAUCAUUUAGGACACCCUCAGCCCAUUCUUCUUGGCUCUGCAGCUGUAGGAUCUGGCUUGACCUGGCAUAGGACUCUUCCAUUAUGUGCAGUUGGCGGAGAUCAUAAACUUUUCUUUUGGGUGACAGAAAUGUAAAAUAAAUGUCUGCUCUGAUUAUUAAAUUCUCAAAUAUUGUCCCUUUUUGUAGUAAAAAGUGACUAGAUUUCUUUCAUUCUUGUAUAUUAAUAUUUAUUGGAACAAGAAUAAAAUAACCAAAACACAUGAAACUCAAGUUGAAUCCCUUUUGCUUGUUUUUAGAUGACAAUUGUAACAAGAUUUGUUAAAGCAGAUACUAUAUUUCAGAUAGUUUGGUGUGACUUUCGUAAUAAAACAUAAGUAUCUUUUUUCACAA
Dermochelys coriacea (leatherback sea turtle) is the source of this 3713-nucleotide messenger RNA. It is a transcript of the gene NUP37, whose product is annotated as nucleoporin 37. Gene Ontology annotation, cellular component: nuclear pore outer ring. NCBI's taxonomy places the organism in Eukaryota, Metazoa, Chordata, Testudines, Dermochelyidae. The transcript has 10 exons. The record is from RefSeq and is a predicted model, not a curated record. The coding region runs from base 2477 to 3457 and encodes 326 amino acids. Gene Ontology annotation, molecular function: protein binding.